Aedes aegypti (yellow fever mosquito) is the source of this 6678-nucleotide messenger RNA. RefSeq names its product DNA polymerase epsilon catalytic subunit A (gene DNApol-epsilon255). The coding region runs from base 54 to 6614 and encodes 2186 amino acids. Gene Ontology annotation, molecular function: nucleotide binding; zinc ion binding; single-stranded DNA 3'-5' DNA exonuclease activity. The transcript has 4 exons. NCBI's taxonomy places the organism in Eukaryota, Metazoa, Arthropoda, Insecta, Diptera, Culicidae. Gene Ontology annotation, cellular component: nucleus; epsilon DNA polymerase complex. The record is from RefSeq and is a predicted model, not a curated record. Gene Ontology annotation, biological process: leading strand elongation; nucleotide-excision repair, DNA gap filling; base-excision repair, gap-filling.
UCGCAUCGAUGGCUAGUGUUGUGAAAAAGUGAUUCAAUUUUCAGUGAAUUUCGAUGGCUAAAAGCGUACAAAACACAGGAAAAUACAUCCCAGAAAAAGCGGAAGGGGAUGACACCAAUGAAAUCGGCUAUCGGCAGUCGAAGGAGAACGACAAGAUCGAUCUCAAGUAUGGAUACGAUAGGGUGAAGGACACGCAGGAGCGGACCGGAUAUCUGGUCAACAUGCACUCGACGGAGCUUCUGAAUGCGGAUCGUCGACUGGUGGCCGCUCUGGAUCUGUACUUCCUGCAGAUGGAUGGCACCCGGUACAAGAUGUCGGUGAUCUACGCACCGUAUCUGUUGCUGAUCACCAAAGAGGGUCACGCGCUGGAGGUCGCCAAAUUCCUCUCGAGGAAGUACGAAGGUCAGCUGCAGAAGGUGGAGCACAUUCAGAAGGAGGAUCUGGACCUGCCGAAUCAUCUGAGCGGGUUGAAGCAGAACCUGCUGAAGUUGACCUUUGCCAACAUCAGUCACAUGAACAAGGUGAAGAAGGAUCUGUCGGCGGCGGUCCGCAAGAACAAGGAACGCGACAAGUCCAACACGCUGUACAUGCAGAUGUUGAGCAGUGCGUUGACCGUUUCUUCGGAGGGGGAGGGGCAAUCGGCCUCGGUGCAGAAUACGGACUUCUACGAGAGUAUCAUGGAUAUGCGGGAGCACGACGUUCCGUACCACGUCCGGGUGUCGAUCGAUUUGAAUAUAUUCUGCGGCUUGUGGUACACGAUGAGGGGUAGGGGGGAUGAUGAACCGCCGAUCAUCACUCCGCGGCCGGAUAUUCUGGAUCGUCCGGAACCGGUCGUGUUGGCGUUCGAUAUCGAAACGACCAAACUGCCGCUGAAGUUCCCGGAUGCCCAGACGGAUCAGAUCAUGAUGAUCUCGUACAUGAUCGACGGGCAAGGGUAUUUGAUCACGAAUCGGGAGAUCAUCAGCGCCGAGGUCGAGGACUUUGAGUACACCCCGAAGCCGGAGUUCGAGGGGCAGUUCAUCGUGUUCAACGAGCUGAGCGAGAUGGCGUUGAUUCAGAAGUUUUUCGAUCACAUUUUGGACGUGAAGCCGCACAUUUUCGUCACGUACAACGGAGACUUCUUCGAUUGGCCGUUUGUGGAGGCCAGGGCGGCUGUCUACGAUUUGGACAUGAAGCGGGAGAUCGGGUUUUCGAAGGUCAAUCAGCGAGAUGGUAAUUACCUGUGUCGGCCGGCCAUGCACAUGGAUUGUCUGUGCUGGGUUAAGCGAGAUUCUUAUCUGCCGGUUGGAUCGCAGGGCUUGAAGGCCGUGGCCAAGAGUAAGCUGCGGUACGAUCCGGUCGAACUCGAUCCAGAAGAGAUGUGCAAGAUGGCGGUGGAGCAGCCCCAGGUGCUGUCAAACUAUUCCGUGUCUGAUGCCGUGGCCACGUACUACCUCUACAUGAAAUACGUACAUCCGUUCAUCUUCGCUCUGGCCACGAUCAUUCCGAUGGAACCGGAUGAAAUCCUACGGAAGGGAUCGGGAACGCUGUGCGAAUCGCUUCUCAUGAAAGAGGCCUUCCAUGCACAAAUCGUGUACCCGAACAAGCAAGUCUCCGAGCUGAACAAGCUGACCCCCGAUGGGCACGUCCUGGACAUGGAAACCUACGUCGGAGGUCACGUGGAAGCCCUGGAAUCCGGAGUCUUCCGAGCGGACAUUUCCACCCGCUUCCGCUUGGACCAAGACAUGCUGAUGCAGCUGCACGACAACGUGGACAAGGUUCUGGAGCACGCGAUCGUCACCGAGGAAGGCGUCCCACUCGAUCAAGUCACCAACCUGGAAGAGGUCGCCGAGCAAAUCCGAGCGGCGUUGCAGCAGCUCCACGACGCUCCGACCCGUAUCGAGCAGCCCGUAAUCUACCAUCUGGACGUCGGCGCCAUGUACCCGAACAUCAUCCUUACGAACCGUCUUCAGCCGUCCUCCAUGAUCUCGGAGACGGACUGUGCCGCCUGUGACUUCAACAAGCCCGACGCCAAGUGCAAACGUAACAUGGAGUGGAUGUGGCGAGGCGAGAUGCUCCCCGCCAGCCGCAACGAGUUCCAACGGAUCCAACAACAGCUGGAAACCGAGAAGUUCCCGCCGCUCUUCCCCGGAGGACCCAUGCGGGCCUUCCACGAGCUCUCCAAGGAAGAUCAAGCUAACUACGAGAAGAAACGUCUGGCCGACUACUGCCGAAAGGCGUACAAGAAGACCAAGAUCACCAAACUGGAGACCCGAACCUCCACAAUCUGCCAGAAGGAGAACAGCUUCUACGUAGACACGGUCCGGGCCUUCCGCGAUCGUCGCUACGAGUACAAAGCGUUAACCAAAGUCGCCAAGGCCGCUGUAGCCUCAGCACUGAAAAGCGGCGACGCCGGCGAGAUCAAGGCCGCCAAGGGCCGCGAAGUCCUCUACGAUUCGCUCCAGCUGGCGCACAAGUGUAUUCUCAACUCCUUCUACGGGUACGUGAUGCGGAAGGGCGCCCGCUGGCACAGCAUGUCCAUGGCUGGGAUCGUAUGCCUCACCGGAGCGAACAUCAUCACCAAAGCGCGCGAGAUUAUCGAACGAGUCGGACGUCCCCUGGAACUGGACACAGACGGUAUCUGGUGCAUCCUGCCCGCGUCCUUCCCCCAGGAAUUCACCGUUCUGACCAACCACGCCAAGAAAAAGAAGAUCAACGUUUCCUACCCGAACGCCGUGCUGAACACCAUGGUCAAAGAUCACUUCACCAACGAUCAGUACCACGUGCUGGAGAAGCCGUACGAACCGGGCAGCCCCGCAGUCUACUCGAUCAAGCCGGAGAACUCGAUCUUCUUCGAAGUAGAUGGACCAUACCUGGCGAUGGUCCUGCCGGCGGCCAAGGAAGAAGGCAAGAAGCUGAAGAAGCGUUACGCCGUGUUCAAUUUUGAUGGAUCGCUUGCGGAAUUGAAGGGUUUCGAAGUCAAGCGGCGAGGCGAGCUACAGCUGAUCAAGAUCUUCCAGAGCUCGGUGUUCGAAGCGUUCCUGCAGGGAUCGACGCUGGAGCAGUGCUACGCCUCGGUGGCCAAGAUCGCCGACUACUGGCUGGACGUGCUGUACAGUAAGGGUCACAACAUGCCGGACAGUGAGUUGUUCGAGUUGAUUUCCGAGAAUCGAUCGAUGUCCAGGAAGUUGGAGGACUACGGCGAGCAGAAGUCUACGUCGAUUUCGACGGCGAAGCGACUGGCGGAGUUCUUGGGCGAUCAGAUGGUGAAGGACGCCGGAUUGGCUUGCAAGUUUGUCAUCUCGAAGAAGCCCGAUGGGGCGCCGGUUACGGAGAGGGCGAUCCCGUUGGCGAUCUUCCAGUCGGAGCCCAGCAUUCGUAGGCACUAUCUGCGCAAAUGGUUAAAGGACAGCACCAUGGGCGACGCGGACAUUCGCGACGUCCUGGACUGGCAGUACUACAUCGAGCGAUUGGGAGGAACCAUCCAGAAAAUCAUCACGAUCCCCGCGGCGCUGCAAGGUUUGAAUAAUCCCGUACCGCGAGUUCAACACCCGGAGUGGCUGCACAAGAAGAUGUUGGAGAAGAACGAUACGUUGAAGCAGCGGAGGAUCAGUGAGAUGUUCACGGUGAAGGAGAAGCCGGCGAUGAAGGACAUUGAAGAUCUGGGAAGAUCGCAGCGAUCACCAAGUGUCGGGCCAAAUGUGCCGAUCGCGAAUUCCAAGCGAAGGAGAACGCCAUCAGUGGAGGAGCCUGAAGCUACGCCGGAAGCGAAGACCUGGCGAGAAGCUCUGGGAUCGCCACCACCAAUCGGAGACACCAAGCAAGAACUCCAAGCUUGGCUGGCGUUCCACAAGAAGAAGUGGAAGUGGCAGCUGGCUCAACGAGCCAAGUAUCGUCACACGGGAAACAAACGGGCGCGAACAGAUGAGGCGCCUUCCAGCUCGAUCGUAUCCAAUCGACCGGCGGCCACUUUGGGCGGUUUCCUCCGCAAGACCCAGCGAUCGCUGAUCGAACAAACUUGGAAUGUCCUGCAAAUCGUCCCGUCGGACGAAAUGGGCAACUUCGUGGUCUGGGCCAUGGUUGGCGAAGAGCUGCACAAGAUCAAGUUGGUCAUCCCGAGAAUCUUCUACGUCAAUCAACGAUGGCCGGCGCCUCCGGAGGAGGGAGCACUGUGGAAGAAGGUCCAUCGGGUGCUUCCACGAGCUCGGCCGGUUCACCAACUCUACCAGUACGUGGUUCCGGAACAGAUCUUCCGCGAUAACAGCUUGGGACUGCUGGCCGAUCUGGCUACCCCAGACAUCGAAGGGAUCUACGAGACGCAAGUCUCGCUAGAGUUCCGUGCCGUCAUGGACAUAGGCUGCAUGUGCGCUGUGCAGCGAUCGGAGGCCAGAAUCCUAGCCAACCUCUCCACCAAAGAGAUGGACACGUUCAACAUCCAGCAGCUGGAGAUGAAGAGUCACGACUCCGCUUCCUACAUGAAAGACAACGCCAACACCAAGAAGAUCUUCCUCUACCAGCACAGCAUCCUUUCCGGAAAGCGCGAGAUGUGGGGUCUCUUCAUGGGUCCCAGCAAGAAAGUCAUAAUCCUCACCUACGACAGCGUUCGAUCCGAUCAGCUCCCAACGCUGAAGAACCUCUACCUGGCCGAGCGAACGGCCAUGCUAUCCACCGGAAAAUCCUCCAAUGAUAACCUCCCACCAGAGGACCUAACCUUCUCCAUCUACAACGAAAUUGACAUCAAUCAGGUCUACAAACGACUCGGAUCGACCCUGGCCAGCUACAAAGCCGAAAAACGCGGUCCUACGAUCCUCUGCGCUCAAACCGGCUUCAGCCUCCAGAAGCUCAACCAGCUCAUCCCGGCCUGUCUGGACUUCCCGGAGACUCAGAUUCACAUCAUGGACGACGCCUCGCUGCUGUUCGGCCUCGAGUGGCAACGGAACGGCGUCCGGACCAUGAUCCGUCACUACCUGCGCCUGAACCAGGUGAUCGACAUGAUGCUGGAUCAGUGCCGCUACUUCCAAAUCCCGCUCGGCAACAUGCCCUUCGAUACGGUCCUCUUCGGGGCGGAUCUCUUCUACGCUCGGCACCUGCAGAAGCACAACUUCGUCCUCUGGUGCUCGCCGAACUCCCGGCCGGAUUUAGGUGGUCGCGAAGCGGACGACAGCCGACUGCUGGCGGAAUUCGAGGACAACAUCUCCGUGGUCCAGAAUCGGCAGGGUUUCUACGGGGACGUGUGCGUGGAAUUGACCAUCGAUAGCUUGGCCGUUUCGGCCCUGCUGCAGGCCAGUAGGGUUCAAGAAAUGGAAGGUGCCGCCUCGGCGAUCACGUUCGACGUGAUCCCACAAGCCUCGCUCGAUGACAUGAUCGCCAACCAGGGUCAAACGCUUCCAAGCUACGACGAGACGGCCCUCUGCUCGCAGGCGUUCCGCGUGAUGCGAUCGAUGGUGAACGGGUGGCUACGCGAUGUCUCGCUCAACAAGAACGCCUUCGCGGACUUCCAGAUUAUCCACUUCUACCGGUGGGUGCGAUCGUCACGUGCCCUGCUGUACGAUCCCGCCAUCCGACGUGCGCUGAACACUCUGAUGCGGAAGCUGUUCCUCCAGAUGAUAUCCGAGUUCCAGCGGUUGAAGGCCGAGAUCAUCUACGCGGACUUCAACCGGAUCGUGAUCAACACCGGCAAGAAAACCGUUUCGGACGCGAUCGGUUACACCGAUUACGUGGUGCAGAGCAUCCGCAACAAGGAACUGUUCCACAGCAUAUCGAUCUCGUAUCGACGGGCGUGGGAGUUCCUCCUGUGGAUCGACGCGGCCAACUACAGCGGGAUCAGCGCUCCAAAGCGAUUGAACGCGGAUGGGACCCAGUGCACAGCGUCGGCAGAGGAGCCAACCCACCUGGAGGUCAGGUGGAACAUUGCGGAGAACUUGCCGGAGGAGGCGAGGUGCCGGGAGCACUUUGACGGGUUCAUGAUCGCGUUCAUGGAGAAGUUGACGCAGGGAGUGUCGCCGGCCAAGGCGUUGAAGUUGCUGUCCCACAUGGCGUUCGGGAAGGUACAGAAGAUGCACAAGAACUACGGACGCGGGAUGGAGGGGCCGGCCCUGGAGUUCAUCAAAGCCGUCUGCAAGGUGCUGGCGGUGAACAAGGACAUCGAUGAGGAGCUCACCAGCCUCCGGCGGAACAUGCUGCAGCUGGUGGGAAUCGGCGACUUCAGCGACAAAGCCGUCUGGAGGGAACCGCAGAAAUCCUACGUCCUCAGCGAGGUGAUCUGCAAGGCCUGUAACCAGUGCCGGGACGUGGACUUGCGCAAGGAUGGCCACAGGGCCAUGCAGAACGGAGCGCUGGUGUGGAUGUGCGCCCAGUGCAACCUGGACUACGACACGGUGGACAUCGAGAUGCGCCUGCUGGAAGUGGUCGAGCGGAAGAUGAUGUCCUACACGUUGCAGGAUUUGAGGUGUUCGCGGUGUAAGCAGAUCAAGAGGGAGAAUCUGGCGGAGUUUUGUGCCUGUGCGGGAAGUUUCGAGAAUCUGAUAUCGGCCGGGGAGUUGAGAAGGUUGUUGGGGAGCUUCUUGACCGUGGCCGAAGACUGCAAGAUGGCACUGCUGAAGGAGACGGUCGAGCAACUGCUGAACACCCAUUAGGGAGAAAGGUAAUCCUCUACACUAAAGUUUUCACCUUUGAUAAUACAAGUUAGUUUUUUUAAGA